Molecule: messenger RNA, 3439 nt
Organism: Felis catus (domestic cat)
Lineage: Eukaryota; Metazoa; Chordata; Mammalia; Carnivora; Felidae
Gene: MOB3A
Product: MOB kinase activator 3A
Exons: 4
Coding region: 1203-2015 (270 amino acids)
Biological process (GO): signal transduction; positive regulation of protein phosphorylation
Cellular component (GO): nucleus; cytoplasm
Molecular function (GO): protein kinase activator activity
Source: RefSeq, a predicted model, not a curated record
UGCAGAAGGGGGCUUGAUGAGGGAAGCAGACGCCAGAGCCAUGUGGGCCGAUGGCCAAAGAUGUGCCGCCCUGGAAGCCGGGAAAGGCGAGGACUCCCAGGAGGGCCGUCUCGGACCUGGAGCCUCUAGAACUUUCUGAUACCACGGUUGGGCUGUUAGGAGCCCUGAGGCUGUGGUACUUUCCUAGAGCCACGUGCUGGGUCUUGAGGGUGGAGUCAGAGGAAUGAGCCCCCCCUCCCCCCACAGUUUAAGGAAAGGAGAAGCUGGCGGGGGUGGGCAUUUGCGGUGAAGUCGCAAGCGGUUACUAGUUGUAGGCAGCAAAUGGAGGAGGGAUACGGAGGGCGGGGCCGCAGGGCGGGGCCGCAGGGCGGGGCCUGGCACUUCCGCCUCUCCCCGCGCUUCCCCUUCUGCGCCUUCUGUCUGGUGAACUCCCAAGACCCCGGCCCCGCCUGCCACUCUGGCACCCGGCCUCCCCCAUCGCAGCCCGGCCUUCGCUCCCGGGACAGUGUGGGGUGAUGGGCAGUGCCAGGCACAGCAUGGUGACUGUGUCCCGCCUGAGCGCCCGGCCUCACGUGCUCCAUUGCGCUCUCUCCCACUCCCUGACGUGGGGCGUGUCCUGUCCCAGGUAACAGGACACGGAGCACAGAGAGAGGCUGGAAGAGUAGGGGGAGAUGGGGCCCUCACCGCCCUGGGCAGGGCCGCGUCCCCAGAAGCCAGUGGGCGCCCAUCCUGGUCCCAGCGUGGACAGACAGGACCCAGACGGGCUCAUCCGGGCCUCUUAGGCAGGCCCCGUGGGGCAGCGUGUCCCCCCAGAAUUCCCGUCCGUCCAUUGGGAGCGCGGUUCCUGCGCAUGUCCUCAGGGUGGUGACGUCUGCUCCCGGCCCUCUCCUGGCCCUGGCGGUGCUGGCCAUCCUUGGUGCCCCCCCUUGACCUCCAUCCUCAUGCAGACUUCUCCCGUGUGUCUGCGUGUCCUUCUGCGAGGACAACCGUCAUCGGACUAGGGACACCUGGAUAACCCGGAGGAGCGCGUCCCGAGAUGCUCAGUCACCUCCGCAAAGCACCUUUUUCCAAAUAAGAUCUCGGGGGAGGCCGGGGACGCUGUGAAUCUCCGGUCCUCCGUCCCCGCGGCUGACCGCAGCGCCCUGCCCGGGGCCACUCUGCAGAGGCCUCGCCGGGGAGCACGGGCCGGGCACAGAACCACCAUGUCCAACCCCUUCCUGAAGCAAGUUUUCAACAAGGACAAGACUUUCCGGCCCAAGCGCAAGUUCGAGCCGGGCACCCAGCGGUUCGAGCUUCACAAGAAGGCGCAGGCGUCGCUGAACGCGGGGCUCGACCUGAAGCUGGCCGUGCAACUGCCCCCCGGCGAGGAGCUCAGCGACUGGGUGGCCGUGCACGUGGUGGACUUCUUCAACCGCGUCAACCUCAUCUACGGCACCAUCGGCGACGAGUGCACGGAGCAGUCCUGCCCGGUCAUGUCCGGCGGCCCCAAGUACGAGUACCGCUGGCAAGACGAGCACCAGUUCCGCAAGCCCACGGCGCUGUCGGCCCCCCGCUACAUGGACCUGCUCAUGGACUGGAUCGAGGUGCAGAUCAACAACGAGGAGCUCUUUCCCACCCACGUGGGCACGCCGUUCCCCAAGAACUUCCUGCAGGUGGUGAGGAAGAUCCUGUCGCGACUGUUCCGCGUGUUCGUGCACGUCUACAUCCACCACUUCGACCGCAUCGCGCAGAUGGGCUCUGAGGCGCACGUCAACACCUGCUACAAGCACUUUUACUACUUCGUCAAGGAGUUCGGCCUCAUCGACACCAAGGAGCUCGAGCCGCUGCUUCGUGCCUCGAUACCCUCAUCAUUUCUCCCGUGUCGAUGCUUCCAGUUCUUUCUGGGGCCAGCGAGACUUCCCCAGGCCGUGUGUAAAGGCCGUGGGCUGGUGCUGAUCUGCCCGCUGCUCCUGCACACCGAGGCUCCCGGGGUCCUGCCGUCGCGCGGAAUGUGGCAAGACGUCUUCGUGCCUUAGCGUUUACGCGUUGCCGCGGCCGCUCUCCCUCGACAACACUGCCUUUUUGGCCCUUCACAGAAUGGCUUGGGCCCCCCUCCCCCACCCGGUUAUCUGUCCCGUUGUUCGUAAGGUUUGGCGAGAAGUGAAGCCCGCGGGUCCCUUGAGACCGGAUCUGCUUUCCUGGGGUGUGGUUUCUGUCCUUCUCCUCUCGAUACCUGACGUCCUGCUCGUUCUUAACAGAAAGAAAUGACCGCACGGAUGUGCCACUGAGCGCCGCUCGGCCCUGAGGCCACCGAGGCAGUGCCCAGGGGACACUCUAGCCUGAGGGCCACGUCUCCGGAACAUGGGCCCGUGCUUUCUAGAAAGUCCAGCGAGUGAUCGGAGCUCCAUGCUGUCGCGGCUACGCUGAGCGCCGGGGUCGAGUCCUCCCCGAUCCCAGAUGCAGCAGCUGUGGGUCUGGCCACCCUGAGCCCGUCUCCUCGGCCAGCAUUGAACUUGGACUCCGUGGUUGUAUGUGCGGGGCACCUGGGAAAACCCACUGUGUUUGUAAAGCACUUGCGUUUGCCCAGUGGGCCCGCACGGACCUGUGCCCUGCGGGCAGCCGGCGCCUGGGAGCCCCGUGUCUGCUUCACGACAGGUACGACAGGGACCCCGCAGCCUGCCUCCCGGCCCCCCCGGACCCCUUCGUGGAUCAUGAAAGAUACGAUUUUUCUUUUCCUAUACGUGAGCCUGCCUUCCCCUUUAGAAAAAUAUCCCCUCUCCCGUGUGGACAACACAGGAUGAGUCCCCUGGAACCGCUCUCCUGGGCGGGAUCUUUGAGUCUUGCCAGAUGUUAGCUGGCCAAAUGUCCUCCUGCAGAGCCUGCCAGCUUCACAUCAAAACCCUCUGUUUGCGUGGCCCUGUGUGGCUGUGGGAUCCGAAUCCCACCACUGUCUCCCACGGGCCCUGGGAGGGGUGGCCAGGGCCCCGUCGGGGGCUGCACCGACGUGACCACGGGAAGCCCCGUUCUGCCCCGAGUUCGUGCCUCUGCCUGCCCACACAUCCUCCGUGGCCUCUCGCUGUGGCUGCCCUUCCAGUGUGGACCGUGCCGACUCAGUACCUCUGGGUGUCUGGGAUGCUCGCAGACGUGAGGGGCACCGUCACCCAACACCGAACAAGUGCAAUUAACAUGAGCUCGGGCCUCGGUCCUUCCGGAAGCCUCCGGGGCCCAGCUCAGCGGGGGGCCUGGCAAGACAGCCUCCCAGGACGAGGAAACUGUCCAGUCGAAUGUCGCCCCUUCACAUGCAAGACCACAGCCAAACCGCAGAACCACUGUGCGCCCCAGGGUUCCCAGCUGCUCCCGCCGUGCGGCCAGGCCGGGGACGGUGGCGGGGACCCUCUGCAUCCUCCCCGCCCACGGGUGUUCCCACCCGAGCAUCAGAAUAAAUUGUGCCAUUUUUUUA